Penicillium argentinense is the source of this 888-nucleotide messenger RNA. RefSeq lists its product as uncharacterized. Lineage: Eukaryota; Fungi; Ascomycota; Eurotiomycetes; Eurotiales; Aspergillaceae. Bases 1 to 888 code for a protein of 295 amino acids. The record is from RefSeq and is a predicted model, not a curated record. The transcript has 2 exons. Gene Ontology annotation, molecular function: dihydrolipoyllysine-residue acetyltransferase activity. Gene Ontology annotation, cellular component: pyruvate dehydrogenase complex. Gene Ontology annotation, biological process: pyruvate decarboxylation to acetyl-CoA.
AUGGCCGCCCGAAUCCCCGUCAGUCAGGUCCCGGUGAUGUUCGCCCGCCGCCAGCCUCGAGUGCUCCAAACCUCGCGCCGCCUCCAAUCCACCUCUGCUUCUCAAACACAGAACCCCGCCUACCCGCUCUACCCCUCCGUUCAACAGCUCCUGCACCAGAAGAACAUCCCUCUCUCGGAAGCAUCCAAGAUACCUGCCUCCGGACCCAAGGGCCGCCUGUUGAAGGGUGAUGUCCUCGCCUACCUAGGCCAGAUUGCCAACGACUACCCCGCAUCGCAAGCCGCCUCGCUGGCCAAGUUGCAGGUUCUCGACCUGAGCAACAUCAAGAUUGCUGCGCCGGCACCCCAGCCCGCCGCGCCGGCCGCGGAAAAGACCAAGGAGGAGGAAGUCGUCGCUAAACCCCCGCCCGUCACCUCUGUUGCGAUCACUAUCUCCCUGGCCGCUGUUCUGUCCGCUCAGCGCAAGCUGCAAGAGAACCUGGGCGUGACGGUCCCGCUGUCCCGCUUCCUGGCCAUUGCCACCGAUCUGGCGAACGACGACCUGCCCCGUGCUAAGAACGCUAAGCCCUCUGCCGACGAGCUCUUCGAUGAGAUUCUCGGUGGUGAGCCUGUUCUCUCAUCACGCGGUGACUACAUCCCUGAGCUGAAUGCAUUCGAGACUCACCAGGCUCGUCAGCCUGAGCCCGUUGUUGAGGAUAUCAUUGAUAUUCUGAGUGCUAAGCCCGGCAAGAAGUCUGCCCCUGCGCCUGUUCCUGCAUUCGAAGAUGAGUCUGGCGCGGCCAAUGUCUUUAGCCUGACUGUCCCCGUUGGUGAGGAGGUGCGCGCCAAGGCAUUCCUCGAGCGGAUCCAGACUCUCCUGCAGGUCGAGCCUGCUAGGUUGGUGGUUUAA